AACCCGAAACGUAAUGCCCAAGCAACGCGACUCCAUUACACACCCUUUAAAUUGAGCUCACAAAGCACAAAGCCGUACUAUCACGCUCUUGAGAGACAUGGAUGGAGUGAAGUUGCAUGGAUUUUGGGCGAGUCCGUUCAGCAGCAAAGUCAUUUGGGCAUUGAAGCUCAAGGGCAUACCAUUUGAUUACAUUGAGGAAGACCUCUCCAACAAAAGCGCCUUGCUUUUGCAAUACAACCCAGUUCACAAGAAGAUUCCUGUGCUUGUCCAUGGCUCGCGACCUGUUUGCGAGUCCAUGGUCAUCAUCGAGUACCUUGAGGAAACGUGGCCGCAAUACCCGCUGUUGCCCAUUGAUCCUCACGAGCGAGCCGUGGUGCGUUUCUGGGUCAAAUUCAUCGAGGAAAAGAGUCCUAAUAUUUGGAUCGUGUAUCGGAGCGUUGGCGAAGAGCAAGAGAAGGCCGUGAGAGACAGCGUGGAGAUGCUGUCGAUCCUAGAGCAACAUGGUCCGAACAGGGGAAAGAAAUUCUUUGGAGGAGACGGCAUCAACAUUGUGGACAUUGCAUUUGGUGGGGUGGCACUUUGGGUGGGAGCCAUAGAAGAGGUAUCAGGACGCAAGCUGUUCGACGCCGGGAAGUUCCCUCGCUUGAACGCUUGGAAGGCCAACUUCGAGAGCUCGCCCAUGAUCGCCGAGAACUUGCCUGAUCAGGAGAAGUUGCGUGACCACCUCGCCCGCAUAAAAGAGAAAAGGUUGUCAUCAUCCACAUGCAAGUGAUGCGCGGCCUUCGCGUCUUUAUUAGUAUGAUUGAUGUUAUAAUCGUGGGUACUAUAUAAAAGUACUGAUAAUAAGAAUUGAAGUGCAGUACGUACUUUGGUCGGAAGCUUCAAGAUGAAGCUUACUAAUUAGUAUAUGCAAUAAAGUUAAAUGAAUUUGCAGGCCUUGGAAUAUUGUCUCCUGAGGCGUGUAUUGUCUUAGUUUCAUAACGUCAUAAAUCUAAAAUUCUUCAUGGUCAUGGAAAUAUGACACUAUACGGGGAGAAUCAAUGCGUCAAUAUUUUGUGCUA
Eucalyptus grandis is the source of this 1061-nucleotide messenger RNA. Its product is annotated as probable glutathione S-transferase. The record is from RefSeq and is a predicted model, not a curated record. The transcript is spliced from 2 exons. NCBI's taxonomy places the organism in Eukaryota, Viridiplantae, Streptophyta, Magnoliopsida, Myrtales, Myrtaceae. Gene Ontology annotation, molecular function: glutathione transferase activity. Gene Ontology annotation, biological process: glutathione metabolic process. Bases 98 to 772 code for a protein of 224 amino acids. Gene Ontology annotation, cellular component: cytoplasm.